This is a messenger RNA of Zychaea mexicana, 756 nucleotides long. Its product is annotated as thioredoxin-like [2Fe-2S] ferredoxin-domain-containing protein. Bases 1 to 756 code for a protein of 251 amino acids. The record is from RefSeq and is a predicted model, not a curated record. Gene Ontology annotation, molecular function: NADH dehydrogenase activity. Lineage: Eukaryota; Fungi; Mucoromycota; Mucoromycetes; Mucorales; Lichtheimiaceae. The transcript has 4 exons.
AUGAACUCGGUACGCGUUCUCGUUCGACAGGCAGCAACGUCCACAGUUCGCCGUACUGCCAUUUCUCGGCGCGCCUUGCACGCAUCGCCAGCCAGCAUGUCCGACGCGCUGUUUGUGCAUCGUGACACGCCCGAUAACAAUGCCAACACUCCUUUCGAAUUCAACACGGAGAAUAAGAGCCGCAUUGAGGAAAUCUUGAAAAAGUAUCCUUCCCAAUACAAGAAGGCAGCCAUCAUGCCUCUUUUGGAUCUUGGUCAGAGACAACACGGUUUCACCUCCCUUUCGGUCAUGAACGAAGUUGCUCGCUUGCUCGAAGUACCACCCAUGCGUGUAUAUGAAGUUGCUACUUUCUAUACCAUGUUCAACAGAAACCCUGUAGGCAAAUACUUUUUGCAGCUCUGCACCACUACACCUUGUCAAUUGGGUGGUUGUGGCUCGACCAAGAUUUUGGAUACGAUCACCGAACAUCUUCAAAUCCAACCGGGUGAGACCACCAAGGACGGUAUGUUCACGCUUGUCGAAGUCGAAUGCGCUGGCGCCUGUGUAAAUGCUCCUGUGAUGGCCAUCAACGACGAUUACUAUGAGGAUCUUACUCCUGAAACGACCAAGAAGCUUUUGGACAACUUGAAGAACAACAAGUCCAUCACACCUGGUCCUCAGACAGGUCGUCACACCUGUGAGCCUGCUCCUGGUGUUUACACCACUUUGACCGAAGAGCCCUACGGUCCUGGCUUCAAGGUUCGCUCGGAUUUGUAA